AUGUCUGAUCAGUUACAGUGCGCGCUGAAGUAUUUGAAGUACUGCUUCUCGGUGGAGGCCAUCGACUCGCGUGUCAAGCCGGACACGGACUACAUUAGACGGCAGAAGGCCGCUGCUUUGGACAAUGACUCAGAUGUGAAGGAUAUCAACAAGAUCCCUCGUCCAUUAUGGCAUACGACUGAGUUUAAGUUCUAUUAUGUUGCGUUUAUCAUCGUCGUGCCGUGGAUGUUCAAGACUGCAAUGGAUGCGAGUAACGAGACUAACGUGACGAACUACUAUAAAUUUGAACAUUUGUUAUCACCCGGUUGGUUGUUUGGUAGAAAAGUCGAUAAUAGUGAUUCCCAGUAUAGAUUCUUUAGGGAUAAUUUGUUCCUGUUGAUUCAAUUGAUGACUGCACAUUUGGUGAUUAAACGGGUAGUGUUAUACGUGACAAAGAUGGCCGUUCUGAGAUUUGAUUUUAUAUUCGGUUUGAUUUUCUUGUUUGCUGCUCAUGGGGUGAACUCCUUAAGAAUACUGACGCAUAUGAUUGUCAUGUUUUCUUUGGUUCAUAUCCUCAAGAGACAUAGACGAUGGGCUACUGCUGCAACUUGGAUAUAUGGUAUUGGAUCGUUGUUUUUGAACGACAAAUAUAGAUCUGUGCCAUUCGAAUCGUAUUGUUCACUAUUGGCUCCAUUAGACUCAGCAUUUAAAGGGAUCAUUCCAAGAUGGGACGUGUUUUUCAAUUUCAGCCUACUAAGAAUUAUUAGCUACAAUUUGGAUUAUCUCGAAAGACUAAAUAAUCAAUUGCAAUUUAGAAACACUCAUGAGGAAUCUUCAGAAGAUUAUGAAGAAUAUUCAAGAAUACAUAGUAAUAACUCCGACGAAAACAAUGAAAGAGAUGAUAAUGACAUUCAAAUUAAUAGACCCUCUAUUAAAAAAUCGGGCUCUGUAUCAAAAUUACAAACAAUCGAUGAAUCAGGUAAAGCAGAGGUCUUGAAUGAAAGGGCCAGAUUGAUUGCUCCACAUCAUAUUCAAGAAUAUAGUUUUAUGAAUUUUAUCGCGUACGUCACAUACACUCCCUUGAUUAUUGCAGGCCCCAUAAUUACGUUCAAUGACUAUAUUUAUCAAGCGCAACAUAAAUUGCCCUCCAUCACUCUGGAGAGAAUCACUAUUUAUUCAUCAGUCCUGGCGUUUACUAUCCUAGCAAUGGAAUUUAUCCUACAUUUCACUUACGUGGUCGCCGUGUCAAAGGCUAAAGCUUGGGAAAAUGAUACACCUUUCCAAAUCUCAAUGAUUGGGUUGUUCAAUUUGAAUAUUAUUUGGUUGAAAUUGUUAAUUCCAUGGAGAUUUUUCAGAUUAUGGGCAAUGCUAGACGGGAUUGAUACACCUGAAAAUAUGAUUAGAUUAGUAGAUAACAACUAUAGUGCAUUGGCAUUCUGGAGAGGAUGGCAUCGCUCCUUCAAUAAAUGGGUGGUUCGUUACAUUUAUAUUCCAUUAGGUGGCUCAACAAAUAGAAUCCUAACUUCUCUUGCAGUAUUCUCGUUUGUGGCUGUAUGGCACGAUAUUGAAUUACGUUUAUUGUUAUGGGGUUGGUUAAUUGUUGUGUUUUUAUUACCUGAGAUUUUCUUAUCUCAUUAUUUCCAAAUGUAUCGUAAUAGAUGGUGGUAUAGACACGUUUGCGCCCUUGGUGGGAUAGUCAACAUAUAUAUGAUGAUGAUAGCUAACCUGUUUGGAUUCUGUCUAGGGUCAGACGGUACCAAGAUGUUGUUGCAUGACACGUUCAUGACUUUUGCAGGGUUCAAGUUUUUUGUUACAUCUACUCUAUGUUUAUUCGUUGCUGUUCAGAUCAUGUUUGAAAUAAGAGAAGACGAAAGAAGACACGGGAUCAAUCUCAAAUGUUGA
Maudiozyma barnettii is the source of this 1881-nucleotide messenger RNA. RefSeq names its product putative O-acyltransferase (gene GUP2). Bases 1 to 1881 code for a protein of 626 amino acids. Lineage: Eukaryota; Fungi; Ascomycota; Saccharomycetes; Saccharomycetales; Saccharomycetaceae. The record is from RefSeq and is a predicted model, not a curated record. Gene Ontology annotation, biological process: GPI anchor biosynthetic process. The transcript has a single exon. Gene Ontology annotation, cellular component: endoplasmic reticulum.